AGAAAGGACAAGCAUCGAUCCAGCAUCAACACAUCUCCAUCCAUUCAGCCUCCGAUUUCAUCUCGUCGAUGCUGCCGCUACCAUUGCCAGUACGACAUGCCUAGCCGCCCUUCACUGCAGGACCAGUGAUGGACCCGAGAGCCAUGGCGGGCGACGAGCCCUACCGGAGGCAGUUAUGGAACGCUGUCGCCGCGACGUCCACCAAGCCCUACGAACACUGUCAACCCUAUACCCUCCCAUCCUUAGGCGUGAUUGAGAUCAACCCCGACUUCACCGUGACCCUCACUGCCAACGCCGUUUUCACGCCAGAAUGCACGUCUGGCGCUCCCUCCGAGGCCACUGCCGGAAUCGGGCCAGGCAGUGCCGCUGACAUGCGGGAUCCCUUUCACGCCUCUAUCACCCCUCAAGCAUACGCGACCGGCGCGGCCACAGUAAUCGCGUGGAUGUUGGUCAUAAUGCUGCUCAUCACCCCGCGGACGUUCUUUGCUGGCACAGGAGGCCGCUCAGGGCUCAUGGGACGACGCGGAAUGAUAAGCGGAGCAAGUGGUGGUGGAUCAGUCAUUGGUGUUGGCACACGUCCGUGGCUGCAGAAAGUUGCGACAUUGACGGUUGCCAUAUCGUUGACCUUGGCCACUGCCGACACCUUCAGGAUUGCAGAACGGCAGUACGAGGCCGGAUACAUGGACGCCAUGGCCCUGCGCGAUGAAGUAGUCGGCGGGAUGGAGAUCAAGGUCUCCAGAGUGAUAUCCGACAUCUUUCUAUGGCUCGCCCAGGUUCAAACUCUCAUUCGGCUUUUUCCCCGCCACAAGGAGAAGGUCAUCAUCAAAUGGACUGGAUUUGCUCUUAUCAUGUUGGAUAUCGCCUUCAGUUGUUUGAAUAGUUUUAUGGGGAGUUCGGCUGGUCGACCCCGCCGUUUCGUGGACGCCAUACCGGCACUCAGCUACUUGUUCCAGCUCGCUCUGAGCAUGCUCUACGCCGCCUGGGUUAUGUAUUAUUCCAUCACCAAACGACGAUACGCCUUUUACCAUUCCAUGAUGUGGAAUAUCACGCUAAUCGCGCUCUUAUCAUUUAUUGCCAUUCUCACUCCUGUGGUUUUCUUCAUUACCGACAUAUCCAAUUACACCGUCGCCGGGUGGGGCGAUUACUUCCGUUGGGUGGGCGCUGCAGCUGCUAGCGUCAUUGUAUGGGAAUGGGUAGAGCGCAUUGAAGCUCUAGAAAGAGAAGAAAAGAAAGACGGAAUCUUGGGACGAGAAAUAUUUGAUGGUGAUGAGAUGCUAGAAACCACGCCCACUGAUGACGUCCACUGGCCUCGAAACGGACGGAACGAUGAAAACGAUGGUUCUGGAGGUGAAAAGGGCCUCCGAGGUGGGGUCCUCGCCUCAGCCUUCAGUGGCCAUGGUUUGAGCGAAAUGGCACAUCGCUUGGCUCGAACGGGACAGUCGAAGAAGGACAACGUAAUCGUUGCUCCCCUUGGUCGAAAACACGCGCCGCCAACCAUGAAUGAAAAGCAACCAUCACAAACACAGACAGAAACUGGCUCGGCAACAUACGCUCCCGUGGCUACGCCUCCACCUGCGAUAGUGUCGCCAAUAAGCAGGACAGACACAACCAGCGCUGCUAGUACAGUCUACACAGUGCGGUACCAUCCCGUCAGCGACUCACCUCCUAAUAUUGGGAGGAUCAUCUCGGCAGACCCAGAGCAGACAUUGAAUAUCAACACGGCAGUAUCUCCACAAAGGUCAUCUGAUCCAUUAAUACAUGAUGACCAAACAGAGACCGAGACUGAGCAGAUAGCAAAUGAACGGAUCCGAUCCCGUUGGCAAGCCGUUCCAAAUCCAUUCAAGCGGCGGCGAGCAUCUCCACCUCCUGAGCUACAGCGAGGGAGAGUCAUCGAUCCUCUCACCGUGGACGAUGUUUCUGCAACUAUACCACCGCAAAAAGAAUCUCGGCGUGGUCUGAAGUCGAGACUCGGAGCAUUCGCAGCGGAACAAGGCGACAGGAUUCGAGAACGAGGAAAUAGUCGGCAGGUGGAGCCGAACUUGCCUGUCACUAUCAUCCCAGCUCAACCCCGUGGUCGUACUUGGUCUCCUGAGAUUCUAAUACAAAUGGGCCAAAGUCCGACAGAGUCCUCGUCGACCCCUAUCAUACCGUCUCAGAACGUCACUGGGUCCACGGAGACAGCACCAUCUGUCGCUCUACAAACGACAUCGACGGAAAAUACCUCCGCGCCGAGAAUCAGAUUUACGCCGGAGACAUGGCAGAAGCCAUCGACAAGACAAUCAGACCUCGACAGGACUCUAGCGUCUAGCCCCCCCACAUCUUCACGGCCAGCUCAAGGCAUCUUUCAACGGAAUCCACCCAGUAACGAUACCCUAUCUCCUUGAACUUUCUCAGUAUCACGACGGCGCAUUAUGGCUCUGGAUCGGGCUCGUUUGGCUUCAAUCGGCGCAUCUAGCGGAGAGGAACAAAAAGCCCAGGCAUUGUUAGAUGGCAGGGAUUAGCAUUGCAUGAUACUUGCAUUGGCGCUUUUGGUUGCUUUUUGAUACCCUGUGGAUGAUACCGGUGUAUCUAGGGGAGUGUUCUUGAUAAAUACAUAGUUUCCGUUUAAUUGAAUUGCAUCCCGUCUUUAUUUUGAAGACCGACGAAG
Messenger RNA from Mytilinidion resinicola, 2647 nucleotides. Its product is annotated as PalH-domain-containing protein. The transcript is spliced from 2 exons. Gene Ontology annotation, cellular component: plasma membrane. NCBI's taxonomy places the organism in Eukaryota, Fungi, Ascomycota, Dothideomycetes, Mytilinidiales, Mytilinidiaceae. The coding region runs from base 129 to 2384 and encodes 751 amino acids. Gene Ontology annotation, biological process: cellular response to pH. The record is from RefSeq and is a predicted model, not a curated record.